UGCAGGAGGGGACUACAGAGGGCCUGGGAGCUCUGCACGGUCUCCUCACGCCCUGCCCUGCGCCUUCUUUGCACCAGGCUCUUCAUCUGUACCCUUUGACAAGUCCCAGUGCGGCAAGUCAGCAGUGCGAGAAACAGUUCAGUGUGGCUACCGACCUGCCUUUCUGAAGUCAAUCUGGUUGCCGUUUCAAGAACUGCUUGAAGUCCAGAAUGGUUGGAAACGGCACCAACAGAUUUCACUGUGAUCAUGGGAACUAGAGUAUACAGCAAUAUCCAUGCGGAGAGAAAGCACGUGCAGAAGAUCAUUAUUCACCAGGAUUACAAGCCGCCCCUCUUCGACAGUGACCUUGCUCUGCUCCUGCUCGCCACACCGGUGAAUUUCACUAACUUCAAAAUGCCCAUCUGCCUGCAGGAGAGAGAGAGGAUCUGGGACCGGUGUUGGAUGGCAGAGUGGGUGUCGGUUCAUGGGUAUGGCCACUACGAUAGCUUAAACAUGCACCUGAAAAAGCUGAGGGUGGUACAGGUUGACUGGAAAGAAUGCCUCAAGAGAGUAAAAGAGCUCUCCAAGAACAUGAUUUGUGCCUGGCAGGAACCAGGCACCAAUGGCAAAUGCCAGGGAGACAGUGGGGCGCCCAUGGUCUGUUCCAUGCGUGGGACUCAGAGGUUCUUCCAAGUGGGUGUCUUCAGCUGGGGCAUAAGAUCCGGCACCAGGGGAAGACCUGGUCUGUUUGUGUCUGUGGCCCAGUUUAUCCCAUGGAUCCAGGAAGCGACGCAGAAAGAGGGGAAAGCCUUCACCGUCUCCGCAGCCCCCAGGAGCUCCCUGGUUCCAGCUCCACAGUACCCCGUAUUCCUAGGCUUGGGGUCUCAAAUGCUGCUUGCCGCCAUGUUGACUGGAGAUAAAUCAAACCUCUAGGCUGUGGACUCACGCGCCUUCUCUCUCUCUCUCUCUCUCUCUCUCUCUCUCGUCCCUGCUCCCCUCCCAUCCUUACACAAGCAUCUGUGGAGUAUUACUGCCACGGCCUCUGCCCCAGGCUCCAGAAGGUAAACAUAGACUCGCUUCUCCUGACUCUCACAAUCCAACGAAGGAACAUCAAACACAGUGCAGAGAGGUGCAAGCAUUUCACAGGGGACCCCAGAGGGAAAAACAAUAACUUCCAACAGGGAGGUCAAGGUCAAUGCUUCAGGAAUACACUGGAAAACCAAUCCUGAGAGAUGUGUUUCUGGACCUGGAUUUCCUUAUCUAUGAAAAAGGUUCAAUGUGAUGUAUUCUAAGAUCUUACAGCACACCAACACUCUGUUGUGCCUACUAACUUCUUGUAUGUCUCCCAUGGGACACAAUAGCUAUUGAACACCUUUAACUCUAUCAGGUCAGGACUUAACAGAGACCCAAACACCACUAACAACAUAAAGUGUGCCCCAUCUGAGGCACAGGUGCUUCUCUCCCAGGCUACUCAUGGAAGCAACAUUGCAGUAGAGUUGGGGUCAGGGGUCCUUUGUCCAGUUUGGAGCUGCAAGUGGGGAGAUGAUGACUUGGGACUUUGAGACCACAUUUUUCUUGCCCUUCCUUUAACAGAUCCAAAUAUAGAAAGUUUGGAUAAUAAGGUGGCCUGAAGGAAGUGAUAGUGUCUUCCCUUUUAGAGAACUGGGAGAUUGUUUUUAAAGAUCAGUGCUUCAGAGUAAAGUCAGGGAUUGGUCGUAGAGUCUUUUCAGGGUUCCUUGUUGCUUAAGUCCACCUCGCACUCCUUCACUCAGAUAUGUGAGCACUGGAUAUGUAUCAGGUGUUGGAAGGAUACAGGAAUGUGGCUAUGGAUAGCUCAUGACUUCAAGUGUAUAUGUUAUAUCCAAAUUUGUGCAUCUCCUCACAGGGCUCUCUAUUAAUCAGUAACUGCUAUAUACAGAGUUUCCUUUCAUUUAUAUAGAAAAUGUUAAAAUACUGCCAUUUCUACACACACAUGUAUGCACACAUGAGCUCUCAAAAGGUUGUGGAAAAUAUGUAUUACGAAAAGUGCAUGGAUCUCCAAAUGUUUUGCAACAAAAUGAGGUUUUCAGGCAAUUUCCACAUGGAUAUUUUGAAGCCAUGUGGGGGUGUGUAUGAAGAGGUAGACUUAUUUUAAGGCAUUGGACCCCGUGGUGGUCAGGGCCAGCUGGUCUCAAGUCUGCAGGGUGGCCUGGCAAGCAGGAGACCCAGGGAAAAGGAGAUAUUGCAGUCUUGAGUACAAAAGCCACCUGGGAGCAAAGAUUCCUUCUCCUUAGGAUGUUCUCCUGAUUGGAUAAGGCCCAUGCACACGUGGAAGGGGAUCUACUUUACUCAAAGUCUGCUGACAUAAAUGUUAAUCACGGGGCAAGCAGCUGACCCAGUGGUUAAGAUGCCUGUGGUCCAUAGAUAAGUCCAACUCCUGGCUCCAGCUCUGACUCCAGCUUCCUGCUAGCGCAGACCCUAGGAGGCAGCCAUGGUGAGCCAAGAAGUUGGAUUCCUGCUGCCCACAUGGGAGACCUGGAUUGCGUUCCUGGAUCCUGGCCUCAGAUGCCUAGCCAUUGCAGGCAUUUAGGGGAGAGAAACAGCAGAUGGGAGUGCUCUGUUUCUCUUCCUGUCUCUUAA
Lepus europaeus (European hare) is the source of this 2598-nucleotide messenger RNA. RefSeq names its product serine protease 51 (gene PRSS51). The coding region runs from base 247 to 912 and encodes 221 amino acids. Lineage: Eukaryota; Metazoa; Chordata; Mammalia; Lagomorpha; Leporidae. The transcript has 5 exons. Gene Ontology annotation, biological process: proteolysis. Gene Ontology annotation, molecular function: serine-type endopeptidase activity. The record is from RefSeq and is a predicted model, not a curated record.